Molecule: messenger RNA, 1071 nt
Organism: Tilletiaria anomala UBC 951
Lineage: Eukaryota; Fungi; Basidiomycota; Exobasidiomycetes; Georgefischeriales; Tilletiariaceae
Exons: 2
Coding region: 1-1071 (356 amino acids)
Biological process (GO): mRNA splicing, via spliceosome
Cellular component (GO): U2-type spliceosomal complex; RES complex
Molecular function (GO): RNA binding
Source: RefSeq, a predicted model, not a curated record
AUGCCGGACCCAGCUCUGCAGGCGUACCUCGCCGCCAAGUACCUCUCCGGCCCAAAGGCAGAUGCCAUACUCGCCAAGCACGGCAGCGAUGAAAAGGUCAGGAAGAAGCGCAAGCGCGACGACGCAGCGGAAGCCGGCGGUGGUCUCCUCAUCAAGGAUGAGCUCGAGUCGUGGAAGCAAGACGCACCGAGUGGCAAUGUCGAAGGCGAUGCCGAUCCUCAGUUCGUGCGAGAUGGAAAUGUGUCGCGCGAGACAAAGUUUUGCAAAGCGUUCGACAGAAGCAAGCAGGGUGCUAGCGGCGACGACAACCGGCCAGCGACUGCGAGCGCAGAUUGGGUCACUGUCGAGGUGGGUUCUAUGGGUGCUGCGCAGCCUACCGACGAUGGAGUGGCAGCCGUCUUGGACGACAAUGCAAGCGCAUCGACGUCCACAGCAGCGCAGAAACCGAAGCCUCCAUUGGCCCGCGCGGGUCUCAUGACCAAGGAAGACAUUCGCGCGCAGCGACUCGAGCGGGAGCGGGCCGAAGCUGAGAAGCGCGCUCGAGACGAGGCAGAAGCAGAAGCCGCCGCUGCCGCUGGUGUCGAGAUAGCAUCACACCACCAGACGAUCUACCGCGACCGCUCAGGGCGGCGCAUCGACACAGCACAGGAGGACGAAGAGCGACGGCAGGCGGCGUUGCGUGCCCAGGCCAAGCAACGCGAGCGCGCACAGUGGGGCACGGGCGUUGCGCAGCGGGAGCAGGCGCGCGCCCAGCGGGCGCGCCUCGAACAGGCCAGGGGCGAGGCCGUCGCGCGACACGCGGACGACGCGCGCAUGAAUGACCAACUAAGGGCGAUGCAACGCGUCGACGACCCCGCGCUGGCGUUUUUGACCCGAAAGAGCGAGCGUGGACCGUGCAUGCCGCGCUAUGCAGGCCCGCCCGCACCACCGAACCGCUACAGCAUCUCGCCUGGAUACCGGUGGGACGGAGUCAAUCGCAGCAAUGGCUUCGAGCAACUCUAUUUCCAGAAGAUCAACGAAGGCAGCACUCGCAAGCACGAUGCGCAAGCUUGGAGGCAGGAAGACAUGUAG